Molecule: messenger RNA, 889 nt
Organism: Scheffersomyces coipomensis
Lineage: Eukaryota; Fungi; Ascomycota; Pichiomycetes; Serinales; Debaryomycetaceae
Exons: 1
Coding region: 172-774 (200 amino acids)
Biological process (GO): late endosome to vacuole transport; protein transport; endosome transport via multivesicular body sorting pathway
Cellular component (GO): multivesicular body; ESCRT III complex
Source: RefSeq, a predicted model, not a curated record
GAACAAACUCACCAAAAUGGAAAAGGGUUAAAAAGAAAAAAUUAAGCUGAUAAGAAUUAACAAUUACGAAUCAAUCAUUAACUAUAACUGUCACUUACUUAUCAUAGACCUAUACAUUUCAUCAAUCCCAAAGCAUAAACAUACACACAUAUACACAUAACUAUACACAUCAUGGCUGGAUUAGAACAAUCAUUAUUUCAAUUGAAAUUCACUGCUAAACAAUUAAACAGACAAGCUGCUAAAGCUGCCAAAGAAGAAUUACAAGAAAAGACUAAAAUAAAGAAAGCCUUAACUCAAGGAAACAAUGAUAUUGCUCAAUUAUACGCUCAGAACGCUAUUCGUAAAUCUAACGAACGGGUCAAUCUCUUACGAUUAGCCUCUAGGAUUGAUGCUGUGGCUUCAAGAGUUCAAACUGCCGUCACUAUGAGAUCAGUAACGGGGAAUAUGACUCAAGUUAUAAGAGGUAUGGAUAAAGCUUUACAAACGAUGAAUUUAGAAAGAAUAUCUUUGGUGAUGGAUAAAUUUGAAAAUCAAUUUGAAGAUUUGGAUUCAGCUACAAAUUAUUAUGAAUCAGCUACUAAUAAUGUAAAUGCUUUAACUACUCCACAAGAUCAAGUUGAUGAAUUAUUAAGUCAAGUGGCUGAUGAAGCAGGUAUAGAAAUGAAACAAGGUUUGAAUGAAACUCAAGUUGAAAUCUCUGCUCCUCAAGUUAGUAAUAUGACUGAAGAAAAAGAAGAUAAAUUAGCUGAACGUUUAAGAGCUUUAAGAAAUUAAUUAAGAGUCAUUUUAUUCUAUUCAUUUUUUACGAAAAUAAUCAUUUACUUCACGAUAUGUCAUUUAGUAUUUUUCAUUUCUCUACGUUUUACAAUAAUAACACUAUUGUAAUUAA